CCCGGCUGAGCCCUAACACUAAAAGCAUCUAUAUAAUGAAAAAAAAUAUAUAGAUGCUUAGAUUGCAAUCUUUUAAAGUGACUGUAUUUAGCAGAGAAUUAUUUAAGUGAUUUCUGGGUGGUAAUCAUUAUUUAUCUGUGGUUACUAGAACUGUGCAAAAAGGGCAAUAACAUAGUGAUUUAGAUCCGUAGACAGUGAUUACUUCUCAAGUUCUCAACAUUAAAUUACAAAAAUAUGUAAACCAUGUUUAAUCUCUUUGAACACGACACACCACAACUAGUAUAUUAUAGUGAUCUGUAACCACAAUUUAUUUUUAAGUUGAGAAUACCCAGGUCCAGGGUUAAAUAAUACAUCAAACGAUUGUAAUGGGCUCUGCCUAGAAGUAUAAGCAAUUAUAAUUUUUGUGACUAUGAAGAUAUUCUACAGUAUACUUUUAGUAUUGACAACAGAGCUUUUGGAAAUCAAUCUCUUGAUAGUUGAUGAGUGUUCUCGCAUUCAUGAUUUUGAUGUAAUUAUACUAAAUAAUUUAAGCAAAGUGGUCAUUCCCGAGUUAGAUGGGAAAAUAAAAGGUGAAGCUGGAAAAGUUGCAAUUAUUGGUGGCUCCAUUGAAUAUACUGGAGCACCAUAUUUUGCGGCUAUAUCCGCUUUAAAGGUUGGCGCAGAUCUGGUUUAUGUUUUUACAACCGAAAAUGCAGCACCAGUGAUAAAAUCGUACAGCCCAGAUCUCAUUGUCAUUCCUCACAAUGCUAUAAAUAUCACCUCAUUACUACAUAGUAUACACGUGGUUGUAAUCGGACCAGGGCUAGGCAGAUCAACAGAAGGAUUAAACCUGGCAUAUGAGACCAUUCGAAUUUGUAAACAGUUUAGAAAACCUUUAGUCAUCGAUGCAGAUGGACUGUACGCAAUUUAUCAAAAUCCCGUUAUAUUGAAAGAUUAUCCAAGUCCUGGCGCAAUUCUAACACCCAAUAAUGCAGAAGUCAGACGGUUAAAACAAGCUGUCACUGAAAGUGAUAUACCAUGGUAUAAAUAUUGGGGUGACUUCGUUACAGUUUUACAAAAGGGUGAAACAGAUAUGUACUUUUCUAACAAUGGUGACUAUGACUGGUCUCUCCAUGAAGGUGGUUCUGGUAGACGCACUGGUGGGCAAGGGGAUAUUUUAUCAGGUGCAUUAGGAACUUUAUUUAACUGGGGACUAAAGGCCAAUCUAUGCGAAAACACGAAAUCUGCACAACUGGCACAAAGUGUGGCGGCUUACGCAGCAGCUAAGUUUACGAGAGUUUGUAACUCGAACGCUUAUAAAAAUCAUGGCAGAAGUAUGCUUGCUUCUGAUAUGUUAAAUGAAAUACACAAAGCAUUUGAUGAAUUAUUCUUAUAAUAAACUUCUUACAAAUAGUACCUACUGA
Messenger RNA from Pararge aegeria (speckled wood butterfly), 1403 nucleotides. Its product is annotated as ATP-dependent (S)-NAD(P)H-hydrate dehydratase-like. Gene Ontology annotation, molecular function: ATP-dependent NAD(P)H-hydrate dehydratase activity. Gene Ontology annotation, biological process: metabolite repair. The record is from RefSeq and is a predicted model, not a curated record. The transcript has 3 exons. Bases 410 to 1375 code for a protein of 321 amino acids. NCBI's taxonomy places the organism in Eukaryota, Metazoa, Arthropoda, Insecta, Lepidoptera, Nymphalidae.